Caenorhabditis bovis is the source of this 966-nucleotide messenger RNA. Lineage: Eukaryota; Metazoa; Nematoda; Chromadorea; Rhabditida; Rhabditidae. The record is from the annotation of a GenBank genome assembly.
AUGAGACCAUUCGGCGAUUUUAAUGUUCAUCCUGCUGCGAAAGGUCUACAUUAUGCUGUACAACUAUUUGAAGUUUUGAAAGCGUACAGAGGCGUUGAUGGAAAGUUUCGCAUAUUUCGUCCAGACAAAAAUAUUGAACGAAUGAAGAGAACGGCGAUUCGUAGCUGCUUGCCUGAUUUUCACAUGGAGGAAGCAUUGCAAUUAUUGGAUGAGCUGGUACGAGUUGAAAGUCACUCUUUUCCUGAACCGCAUACUGGAUCCUUCUAUAUUCGACCAAUGAUGUUCUCGACGGAUACGAGUUUAGGCUUGGGGCAACCGAAGAGCGCCAAAUGGGCGUGCUUUGGCUCAUUGGUCAGCAACUAUUUCAAUUAUGAAAAAGGCCUACGACUUCUCGCCGAUCCCACAUAUAUUCGGUCAUGGCCCGGAGGAGUUGGACAAUAUAAAAUGGGCUGCAAUUAUGCGCCAACAUUUCUGAGCUCAUCAAAUGCUGCGAAAUUGGACUGCGAUCAAGUGAUUUGGUUAAGUGGCGAAAAUCAAUUAGUAACAGAAGCCGGCGCGAUGAAUUUGUUCGUAUUAUGGAAAAAUGAGGAAGGAGAGGACGAGCUGAUCACUCCGCCGCUUACAUCUGGCCUCCUCCUUCCAGGAAUCACGAGGCUGUCGGUUUUAGAAUUGGCGCGAGAAUGGAAUUGUUUCAUAGUCGCCGAAAAAGACUUUACCAUGAAUCAACUUUCAACGGCAAUUAAAGAAAAUCGGGUAUACGAAAUUUUUUCGGCGGGGACGGCUGCUGUCGUUGGUCCGGUCUCUGAAAUCCUCUACAUUGAUAAGAGAAAUAAUAUCAACGAGACACUUGCUGUUCCAACAAUCGCCAGUGAACAUAAGUUCUACAAUCGAGUUUUAAAGACGAUGACUCAAAUACAUUAUGGCGAAAUUGAAAGAAAAGAAUGGCAAAGAGUUGUGGAUUUGUAA